CAGACAUUGAUGGUGCUCUAGACAAUCGUAAAAUUUUGAAAUAUGAUCCGAAUGACCUGCAUGUUGCAGAUCCUUCUCUCUCUCUAGAAUGGCAAACAGUCCCGUCAAGUAUGCAAUGGUGGACGCCUUCACGGACGUUCCUUUCAAGGGGAACCCUGCUGUGGUCUGCGUCUUGGAAGAGGAGAGGGACGGGCAUUGGAUGCAGGAGGCGGCGAAGGAAUUCGGUAUCUGCGUCACUGCUUUCGUGCGGCCAGCCUCCAGGGAGUGCACCCCGCCGGAAAACGGCGAUGCCAUCUUUCACUUGAGGUGGUUUACUCCGGUCACGGAGCUCGGCAUCUGCGGCCAUGCAACGUUGGCAACUUCCCACCAUCUCUUCUCCUCCGGCAUCGUCGCUGGAACAAGGAUCAAAUUCCUCACCAACUCUGGUCCGAUCACGGCCGAUAAGAUCGAAGGGUCGCUCAGCGCGGCCGGAGUUACUUCCGCCGGUGGAGCGAAGGACGAGUUCUGCAUCGAGUUGGAUCUCCCGCGGUUCACCGUCCAUGACUGCGAUCCGGCGCCGUACAUGUCGUUGUUCUCCGAGACUCUAAAUGGAGUUCAAAUUAAGGGUACGAAGAAGGUUUCCUGUACCGAAGACCUCAUUGUUGAGAUUGAUUCAGGAGAUGCUGUGAGGGAGCUGCAACCGCGGAUGGAUGAACUGCGCAAGUGGCCGGGAAGGGCGGUUGUUGUGACGGCGAUCGCCUCCCCUGACUCUGGCUUUGAUUUUAUUUCCCGCUUUUUCGGCCCCAAGAUAGGCAUAGAUGAGGAUCACGUCUGCGCAAGCACACAUUGUGGUUUGGCGCCAUAUUGGAGUUCCAAGCUUGGAAAAUGCAAGUUCAUCGCCUACAUGGCAUCUAAAAGAGGAGGGCAGCUGGCUAUUCAAUUGAAAGAAGAAACUGGACGAGUCUUAAUCAGAGGCCAAGCUGUUACAACCAUGGUAGGAAGUCUCCUGGUUUAAGGGAAGCUGCGAUCGUCGGCACCUUCUUGUUCUUCACGCCCUUCGAUCGGAAGACUCACUGUGUUUGAUCGUCGCCGCUGCUGUUUCAGUUGGCCCCAAAAAGCAAGUGCGGCUAUGCUUUGAUCACAAUGUUGCUUCCUUAUAUACUUCGAUGUACGAUGCAGUCGCCUGAAGGGGGUCUGCUUAUUUCUUUGCGGCUUGGAGCUGAACUUCCAUGGCUGCUUGUCUCUUAUGCUGAAGAACACUGUAUAACUAAUGAGUUGCGGUUUAAGUCACAGUAUUUGGCUACCUUUUCUCUUUCUCACACAAUUUUCAAUUGCAACUCUGUAGAUCGAAC
Molecule: messenger RNA, 1331 nt
Organism: Nymphaea colorata (pocket water lily)
Lineage: Eukaryota; Viridiplantae; Streptophyta; Magnoliopsida; Nymphaeales; Nymphaeaceae
Exons: 6
Coding region: 89-994 (301 amino acids)
Biological process (GO): biosynthetic process
Cellular component (GO): cytoplasm
Molecular function (GO): isomerase activity
Source: RefSeq, a predicted model, not a curated record